Ostrea edulis (European flat oyster) is the source of this 1663-nucleotide messenger RNA. RefSeq lists its product as uncharacterized. Gene Ontology annotation, biological process: cell adhesion; tissue regeneration. Bases 924 to 1571 code for a protein of 215 amino acids. The record is from RefSeq and is a predicted model, not a curated record. NCBI's taxonomy places the organism in Eukaryota, Metazoa, Mollusca, Bivalvia, Ostreida, Ostreidae. Gene Ontology annotation, cellular component: membrane. The transcript has 3 exons.
UAACUUUCAUUCAUGUGUCGAUUUGAUAUAUCCCUGUGAGCUCGAAAUAAAGGACAUCACAGAGUCGUCCACUUCUGCUUCAUACUUAGAUAUUUUAUUGAAAGUAAACAUUAACGGCAAACUGACAACGCAACUGUAUGACAAACGGGAUGAUUUCAGCUUCUCUAUCUUCAACUUCCCAUAUUUAUGUAGCAAUAUUCCAUUAUCACCUGCAUAUGGUGGUUAUAUAGCUCAACUGAUUCAAUAUGCAAGAGCUUGUUCUGCGUAUAGUCAGUUUUUAAAACGAGGAAAGCUGAUGGUAAAGGGAUUUCAACAGUCUCGAUUAAAGUCAGCAUUUCGCAAAUUCUAUAGUCGUUAUAACGAUCUAGUUCGUCAAUACAACCUAUCAUUGAGUCAAAUGCUGUGUUUGCCCAGCUUUCUAUUUGUAUUGCCUUUAGGAAUUAUGAGAUUGAUCACUGUUCGUUAUCUUCACCUUUUCAUCUUAAAACCCAGAGGUCGAAGUUAUCUUCGCCUUUUAUACAUGCAUACUGUAAAAAUUCUAUGGAACAUAAAUAUGGACAGGAUGGAUCCAUUUACAACAUAUACAAUAUACUACCCACUCAUUUGUCCGCUGAAUAGCUUGCUUAGAUCAAACCAAGUAUGCUCAUACCUUUGUAUUACUUUUUCGGGGGACCAAAUCACAAAGGGUCUACGGAAGGGGCCCUAGCUUUCCUGUUUUUGCUUUUCUGCAGUAAAAUGAUCUUUUGUUUACACGAUGUACAUGUUUUCUGAAUAACUUACAACCUCAAAAAAAAAAAUGAAUGAUUUUCUAGAUUUACGUCAAAUUUCAAGAUAUGCGUCAUAAGGUCAACUGUUGACCUAUUUUUAAUACCACACUACAAUACACUUUGUAAAAUCCGAACGAGGAAGCAUAUCACUUAUCUAUGAAAAUGGCGAGCAGUAACAGCGGCGAUGUAAGCCUGGAAAUGAAUGAUGCUCGAAAUGAAACUUCAGAGGAAGGCCAAGAUACCACACCGAAUAAGAGGCCGACAAGUUUACGUAUGACCUCACAGUCUAGAGACGUUGUUGAUUUCAGACAACCAGUUCCAUCUCAAGACGAAGCUGAUGGAUCACAGCAAACCUCAUCCUCUCGAAAUCCAUUCGCUGACAGACAGAAGUUCGUCCGACGAUUAUGUGACGCCUCCUUGUUGGCCGCCAAUGUUUCACAACUCCGUGCUGUGUUGGAUGGAAGUCCGGCCGAAAACGAUUACUUUUGGCCACUGAUUAUUAUGAUCAGUUUGUCAAUUCUUUUCCACAUUUUGUUCGGAAUUCUAAUGAUUAAGAGGUGGGAAAAAGAAAGGGAGGCAGAAAUGGAACACAGAAAAAAUAGCACCUCCGUUGCAUGCACACCUACUUCGAACGCAAGCGUCUUAACAAAAGAAGCAAAAGGAACUCUGUGCUUUUGUCCGCCAUGUUUGAGCGUAGAAAAAUGCGAUAAAUAUAGCAUGUAUGUCAUGCUUUUGAUCGUCGUUUUCAACGUUGGUAUUGCAGGACUGGGACUAUCGGGACAAACAAAGGUUAAAGAUGAGUAGGGGGACUUGAAUCGCCAAUAUGAUUAUCAUGAGAUUUACGAAACUGAAAUUUAAUAUUGUAGAUUUUAAAUCAUUAAAUUUGCUACCGUCAA